Messenger RNA from Manihot esculenta (cassava), 1782 nucleotides. RefSeq lists its product as uncharacterized. The record is from RefSeq and is a predicted model, not a curated record. Lineage: Eukaryota; Viridiplantae; Streptophyta; Magnoliopsida; Malpighiales; Euphorbiaceae. The transcript has 4 exons. The coding region runs from base 338 to 1510 and encodes 390 amino acids.
AGCUUCAAACAAUCGCCAUUUUGGGUUUCCCACUUCCCAUUUCCAAUUCUCUUUUCCAUUCAAAGCUUACACCUGCUGCUCUCAACUUCUCAUUCUCCUCCUCUCUCAGUCUCUCACACACUUCGGUGACGGAGAGGGUCGGACAUUGACUCUCCGGCGGUUUACUUCCUACUUCCGUUUGGAAUUUGAUUGGGUUCCUUCAGCAUAGACAGACGAUAGAAAUGACGCAGAUAUCUCGCUUUCUGUUUUGAAUUUUGAUCGCUUCCUCAAGCUUUGGCUCCGGCGACGGUUGGAAGAUUGAAGUUCCAGCAGUUUAAGUGCAGAGUUUAAUUUUGCCAUGGAGAGCUCUGAUGAGGAGAAGGAUGGUGUUUUUGGGAAUUAUAUGCCAAAAGAACUAAGUAUGAGUAUAGCUAAUGGUACCAAAUUUGUAGAUGAAGUACUAAGUGGUCAAAGUGACUGCUGUCUGGAAAAUUUCCGCAUGGACAAGCAGGUGUUCUACAAGUUAUGUGAUAUUUUGCAAGCUAAGGGCCUACUACGCCAUACAAAUAGAAUCAAGAUAGAGGAGCAAUUAGCCAUAUUCCUGUUCAUUAUUGGCCAUAAUCUACGCACUCGAGCUGUCCAAGAGUUAUUCCGGUAUUCAGGAGAAACCAUUAGUCGUCAUUUCAACAAUGUUUUGAAUGCUAUUAUGGCAAUUUCAUUAGAUUUCUUUCAGCCUCCAGGAUCUGAUGCUCCACCAGAAAUCUUGGGAGAUCCUAGAUUCUAUCCGUAUUUUAAGGAUUGUGUGGGAGCAGUUGAUGGCAUACACAUUCCUGUUAUGGUGGGUGUGGAUGAACAGGGCCCCUUCCGUAACAAGAAUGGAUUACUUUCACAAAAUGUUCUGGCAGCUUGUUCAUUUGAUCUGAAAUUCCAUUAUGUUCUGGCUGGCUGGGAAGGCUCAGCAUCAGAUUUGCGAGUUCUGAACUCAGCUCUUACAAGGCGCAACAAGUUGCAGGUCCCUGAAGGCAAGUACUAUAUUUUGGACAGCAAAUAUGCAAAUAUGCCAGGCUUCAUAGGCCCAUACAAUGGGAUUCCUCAUCACCCAAAUGAGUAUGCCAGUGGUUAUCAUCCUCAAGAUCCUAGAGAACUAUUUAAUCAAAGGCACUCUUUAUUAAGAAAUGCCACUGAUCGUACCUUUGGUGCUUUAAAAGCACGGUUCCCCAUAUUGAUGUCAGCUCCUCCUUACCCUUUACAAACACAGGUUAAGUUGGUUGUAGCAGCAUGUGCGAUACACAAUUAUAUCCGCAGAGAGAAACCUGAUGAUUUGAUUUUUAGAAUGUAUGAACAGGAUAACAUGCUAGAAAUCGAAGAAUCACUGCCCCCAUUAGAGGUAGAACAGUCAAUGAUACCAGUUGAGAACCAGGCUGUGGACAUCGCGUUUGAGACAGAACAGCUUGAGUAUAGUUCACAGUUGCGUGACUCUAUUGCGAACAAUAUGUGGGAAGACUAUAUUCGCGACCUGUCAGCUAUGUAGAUGGAUUUAUUGUGGGUUUUAGAUUCAGAAUUGGGGAUUCUUUUCAAGAUCAUUGGCCGUAUAGAAUUGUUAAAAUUGAUCUUGAUGGGGGUUGUACAUCGGUAUUUUUUUAAUUUGUUAAUAUAUCAUAGAAUUAUAUUGGUAGAUCAUAAUCUUAAAAUUGCUUGCUGUAUACAAAAGUUUAUGAGCAACUGUAUACUUUGACAAAAGUUACAGAAUCAUAUUCACACCUUACUAUUUAGUUGGAGGAUCUUUGGUGCCAUUGUUUCUGC